CCAACGCUGCCUGAUGUGUCAGGGCCUGGCUGUGGCAGAGUGCUGCAGCCUCUGAGCGCCAUUGGCCAGCACAAGCUCAGCCCGUGCUGCUCACCCCAGCUCCGUCAGUGGGCUUGGCCGCGUGCCCUCACCUUGGCAGAGGCUGCAAGGCCUCUACCUGUCAUUUGCUGAGCUAGACACGGUAGUGGAGCAGGCGCUGCCUGGCCCCAGCCAUGUCUUGCAUCCACUACAAGUUCUUCUCCAAGCUGAACUAUGAUACGGUCACCUUCAGUGGCCUCGACAUCUCCCUUUGCGACCUCAAGUGCAAGAUCAUGCGCAAGGAGAAGCUGAAGGCAGCCAACUGUGAUCUGCAGAUCAGCAAUGCCCAGACCAAAGAAGAAUACACAGAAGAUGCCUUGAUUCCUAAAAACUCAUCAGUAAUUGUCAAAAGAAUCCCUGCUGGGGGAGUUAAAGCUACCGGCAAAACAGAUGUUCCGGCUCCUCAGUCACACAAAAUCCCUGGAGCAGCUUCUUUCAGAAGUCGAACUGAGCCAGCGAGCAGAACAUCAGAAGCAAACUUGAAUAUGCGUUUAUUUUUUUGCUGAACAGGUGAAUGAUGAGCCUUCUGCAUCUCUUUCUCUGGCCCAGCUUUUAAAGGUGUGUAUAUUUGUAUUGUUGUAAAAUAUUUAAAAAUAAGAGUUUCCUUCAUAUUUUUAAGCCUCACUUGCAGUCUAUAGAUGGAUAAGUGUUGUAAUGUGAACAAAACUUUAAUUUUUAAUAAAGUAUUUAGUUUAA
This is a messenger RNA of Neopsephotus bourkii (Bourke's parrot), 774 nucleotides long. Its product is annotated as E3 ubiquitin-protein ligase RBBP6-like. Gene Ontology annotation, cellular component: nucleus. Gene Ontology annotation, biological process: ubiquitin-dependent protein catabolic process; protein ubiquitination; mRNA processing. Lineage: Eukaryota; Metazoa; Chordata; Aves; Psittaciformes; Psittacidae. Bases 213 to 584 code for a protein of 123 amino acids. The record is from RefSeq and is a predicted model, not a curated record. The transcript has 5 exons. Gene Ontology annotation, molecular function: ubiquitin protein ligase activity; zinc ion binding.